GAGAAGAAAAUUUAAAUUAUGUUUGAAAAAAAAAAUUUAAAUUAGGCAAUACUCUGUUGCAGGUGUUGGCGUCGGCCGAUUAAAAAUGGCAUCCUCGUCGCAGCAAAGCCCAGCCCGUGUUUCUUAGUGGGUCAGAAUUUUCUUGAAAAGAGACAAGUUUCCAUUUUUACUGGAUUCUGUUCCUUUGUUUACUUUCUCACUCUCAGUCUUCAGUUGCCGCCGAUUCUUAUUGAAGUUAAAGCACCGGCCGGAAAACUCCUUUCUCGGCGGCAAUGCUAAGAGCAUGAGAAAACUUGAGAAUUAAAUACACAAUUGAAGAAGAAAGAAAAUUUUGAAAAGAAGAAAUGGCAAAGCUACAGAUAGAGGGUGAUGACUCAGUUCUUUUGCGUGUUACUCACUCUAACCUCAAGACCUUCUCUGCCAGUGUUCGAUUCUCCCUUCAGUCUACUGUGGAAUCUGUGAAAGAGAAGCUGUGGAAGAAAUGUGGUACAGCAGUUAAUUCAAUGUCUUUGGAGCUCUAUGAUGACACUAACUCCAAAAUUUCUGAUUUAACCGAUGAUUUCAGGCCCCUUGGUUUUUAUUCUCCUCUUGAUGGGUAUCGGCUACAUGUGAUAGAUCUUGAUCCUUCAUCGAUAACCUCAGGAGGGUGGUUAGAAGACACUUCAUUGGUGGAGAAAUACACUAUUUCAGAAGAGGCCUAUGAGAAACUUGGUGGCACUUUCAGAAAAUUCAAAGAAAAAAUAGUCUCUCAAAAUCCAUCAGCCUUUGAGCCUAAGGUAACUGACAGCUACAUGGAAGACCUGUGUGCAAAUAUCAAGGUGGGAGACAGAUGUGAAGUUGAACCUGGGGAAAAAAGAGGAGUUGUCAAAUUUGUCGGUCGAGCUGAAUCUCUUGCACCUGGCUUUUGGGUUGGAGUUCAAUAUGAUGAGCCACUGGGGAAACAUGAUGGCAUGGUGAAAGGAAUACGCUACUUUGAUUGUCCUCCACUUCAUGGUGCCAUGGUUAGGCCUGACAAAGUAAAGGUUGGUGACUAUCCAGAAAGAGAUCCUUUCGAGGAUGAAGAAAUAUGACCUGAAUAUAGCAAAAUUGUUGUCUUCUUGCUUGCCUUUCAUUAUCAGGCAAUGAUCUUCACCUUUUUGAGGGAGUAUAUGGUGGCAAGGAUGGAAGCUGAACAAUGGUUUUGCACCUGCAAGAAUUACUUAAUGGUUUUGGAAUUGGUUUUUUUAAUCAGAUCACUUACCACCAAAGCAUCAAACAGUUGGUUUAUAUACCGUGUUAUUACUGUAUUAGGCAAUGGCUAACAUCUUAGUCAGAAUUGUGAUGUUACUCCAAUCUUCGUUGUACUUAUACAACACUCGCAACUGUUAAGAAACAAGUUCUUUCUGCUCUUCCUUUUUUACAA
Molecule: messenger RNA, 1402 nt
Organism: Jatropha curcas
Lineage: Eukaryota; Viridiplantae; Streptophyta; Magnoliopsida; Malpighiales; Euphorbiaceae
Source: RefSeq, a predicted model, not a curated record